Messenger RNA from Nanorana parkeri, 2142 nucleotides. RefSeq names its product zinc finger protein 260-like. NCBI's taxonomy places the organism in Eukaryota, Metazoa, Chordata, Amphibia, Anura, Dicroglossidae. The transcript has 7 exons. The record is from RefSeq and is a predicted model, not a curated record.
AUGGAGGAACAUCAGGAGAUCCCUUGGAAGAAUCAUGAGAUCCCUCAAGAACAGCAUGAUACCCCUCAGGAAGAUCAGAGUGAAAGUUACAUUAAAAUUGAAGUUGAAGAUGAAGACCCAUAUGUGAUUAAUGAUGAGCCGUGUAAGGUGGAGGAACGUUCUCCAGAGAUCAGCCCAGACACCAGAGACAUUCGGAGAGACAUCAAAACUGAAGAGGACGAAGGAUGUGUGAGGAUUAAAGCUGAGGAAAUUCCUACAGAGAUCAGCUCAGAUGGAUCCGGGAACAGAAAUACCCCAGAGAGAUGUCCUCUGUAUUCACGGGAUUCCACACAGCAACAUCAGGAGAUCCCUCAGGAACAUCAGGAGAUCCAUCAGGUCCGUCCUCUGUGAGGAAUAAACACUAAAUCCGGAAUCUUCGCAGCAGAGAAGCUGCAUUCCUGUCCUGAAUGCGGGAAGUGUUUUUCCACUAGGAAGGUUCUUAUUAAACACCAAAGGACUCACACCGGGGAGAAGCCAUAUUCAUGUCCCAGUUGUGGGAAAUGUUUUACACAGAAGUCUUCACUUCUCACACACGAGAGAGUCCACACGGGAGAGAAGCCAUAUUCCUGCUCGGAGUGCGGCAAGUGUUUUUCGUUGUCUGCACAUCUGGUUUUGCAUGAGAGAACUCACACCGGAGAGAAACCAUUUUCAUGCCCUGAAUGUGGGAAAUGUUUUACGCAAAAAUCAGCGGUGCUUACGCACCGGAGAACUCACACCGGACUGAAGCCAUUUUCAUGCUCCGAAUGCGGAAAAUGUUUCUCCCGGAAGACAGCGCUGAUCACGCAUCAGCGCGUGCACACGGGAGAGAAGCCGUAUUCCUGUUCGGAGUGCGGGAAACGUUUUGGUGACAGAUCGCAUCUUAUCCAUCACGAGAAGACUCACAUGUCCGAAAAGCCUUUUUCCUGUUUGCAAUGCGGGAAGUCGUAUACUCAGAGAGGGAAUCUUAUUUUACACCAGAGGACUCACUCUGGGGACAAGCCGUUCUCAUGCCCCGAAUGCGGGAAAUGUUUUUCUCAGAAAAACCAUCUUAUUAGGCACCAGAGGUGCCACACGGGGGAGAAGCCGUUUUCCUGCACCGAAUGCGGGAGAUGUUUUUCGGAGAAGCGAUAUCUUAUUUCCCACCAGUCGGGUCACACGGGGUUAAAGCCGUAUUCAUGUUCGGAAUGCGGAAAAUGUUUUACCGACAAAUCGUAUCUUGUCAAACACGUGAGAGUUCACACCGGUGAAAGCCCGUAUUCGUGUGCCGAGUGCGGGAGAUACUUUACCCAUAAAUCAUCCCUGACUAAACACGAGCGAGGCCACACAGGCGUCCAGCCAUACGUAUGCUCUGAUUGUGGGAAAAGUUUUACUGAGAGGCGGUACCUUAUCUCACAUCAGGCAGCACAUACCGGAGUGAAACCCUUUUCCUGCCCAGUGUGCGGGAAGUGUUUUACCGAUAGGUCAUAUCUUGCUAUACAUCAGAUCAUCCACACCGGCGAUCGCCCGUAUUCCUGUUCUGAGUGUGGGAAAGCGUUUACACAAAGGUCCAAUCUGAUUAGGCACGAGAGAGUCCACACAGGUAAAAAGUCCCACGACUGCUCAGAGUGCGGGAAAAGCUUUCCCUUCCGGACAGCGCUUAUUUCGCACCUGCGAAGCCACACCGGAGAGAAGCCGUUUUCCUGCACCGAAUGCGGGAAGUGUUUCAGCCAGAAGUCGUCAGUUACCACACACAUGAGGAUCCACACGGGGGAGAGGCCGCACGUCUGCGCAGAGUGCGGGAUGGGUUUUACCGAGUCAAGAUUGCUGCGUAUACACCAGCGGAAUCACACCGGCGAAAAGCCGUUCUCCUGCGGCGAGUGUGGGAGGAGCUUUAAACGCAGGUCCGUACUCAUCGCCCACCAGAGACUCCACACAGGGGAGAUGCCGUAUGCCUGCUCCGAGUGUGGAAAACGGGCUGCGCAGAGGUCAACUCUGAUUGCGCAUGAAAGAGUUCACACGGGGGAGAGGCCCUAUUCCUGUACGGUGUGUGGGAAGGCUUUUAGCUUAAAAAGAAACCGCGAUGUACACCUGAAAACCCAGCACCAAGGUGUAACGUGCGGAAGAAACAUGACAACGCCUUACUGA